CUUUAAAACUCGGCUUCAGCUCAGUACUCCAUCUCUUCUCUACAAUCUGGCUUUUUUUUAUAUACACCCAUUUGCCUUCAAUCUAAGACCCUUAAUUCAGUUUAAGAUUUUGAUAAUUCUUGCCCUCACUAUCUUAUCCCCAUCUCCACCUCUUGCUCUGUUGUUUUUUCCUCUGUUCUAGUGUCGUCGUCAACCACUUCCUCUCUCCAAAUCUGGAAUACCCUUUUUCUGUAAAUUCCCUGUUUGAAUGAAAAAGAGGAGAGAAAAAGAAAUCUAAAAUGGAUAACGACUCCUUUUCUAGCCUACUUUCCCGAGAAAGUGAGACCCUUUCGGAGCAAGAGUUUGUAGAUGAAGACUUAUUUAUCAACUUCAGAAACUUGAGUCCUUCCGAAGAGGAAGAGUAUGUCACAAAUUUAUUGAUUCGAGAGACCGAUUUCAUGUUUAAGAAAGAUGAAGCUUUGGUGUUUGGAGACGAAGUUAAAUGUGCUCGAUUGGAAGCUAUAAACUGGAUUGUCAAAACAGGAGCAGCUUUUGGAUUUCAAAACAAAACAGCAUAUUUAUCCAUGAUAUACUUCGAUAGAUAUCUUUUGAAGAGGCCCAUAAAAAAUAAUGGUCAAAUAUGGUUGAUCAGAUUACUAUCGGUGGCAUCUCUGAGAGUGGCUGCAAAAAUGGAAGAGCACAAAAUCCCAUCGGUAUCAGAAUUUCGAUACGAAAAGGACGAUGUUGAAAACAAACUUAUUGAAAAGAUGGAGCUUUUGCUAUUGAACACAUUGGAAUGGAAAUUGAAUUCAAUCACUCCUUUUGCUUUCCUCCAUUACUUUAUCACAAGGCUUUGCCAAGAAUCACCACCAAAGAAUUUAAUUUCUAGGAUUUCAGCUCUCAUUAUGGCUACACUGAAAGAGAUCAAUGUGGUAGAGCAUCGACCGUCAAUCAUAGCAGCGGGAGCAACAUUGGUGGCAUUGGACCAUAAAUUGACCAAAUCAGAAGUGGAGUUGAAGAUAAAUUCCAUUUCUCAUUAUAAAUCUCUCAAUAUUGAAAACGUGUUUUCUUGCUACAAUCUAAUUGAGGAAUUAAAGAUUGAUGAAAAAUCAUCCCUUUUGUCCUCGCCGAUUGUUUCAUCAGUUACAAAUGAAAGGAAAAGGGCUCGUAGUGAUGAACACUAUGGUGAUAGAGUGAAUGUGGCCUAAAGUACAUGAUUUUCAUCUCUGGCUUUUAAUGAUAUGGUUAUACCGUCUAAAGAGUAAUCUGUGACUCUGUGAGUAGUAUUUCUACAUUUGUUUCUCAAAAUUAACCCAAAAAAAAAAAGCAAAGCAUAUGGGCUACUUAUAAAAGCUGAUUACAGUUAGCAAAGGAAAAGUGGUGAAGAGGAGAUUCAUUUUAUUUUUCUUUUUAAAAAAUUACUAAGUUUGUGUUACAGUCAUUUACUUCAUACUUUUUUACUUGUUUGGUUCGUUAUUUAAUUCUUCUAUUAUUCUCUAUAUAUUUUGCUAUGGUUUUGUAAAAGAAAAACAGUUGGCAACCCUACCUUUUGAUGCGAUUGCUUUUUUGGUGUCUUCGCAAAGGCUGAGAGCAAUGUGGGACGUCUUUUUUUAUAUAUAUAUAUAUUAUUUAUUUAUUGUACCUGUGUCGGGUGUUGGCCAUCAAAUCAAUUUAUUUUUUCUUAAAAAAAAUGAAGUGUGUGAGAGAGAGAGAGAAGGGUUUGUCAAGUUAAAUGUGACUUGGCAUUGGUUUGAUUGUUUGGGGGAUAUGCUCGUGCAAAGCAAAGGGAUCCCUUCCUUUUUACCAUUUCAAAAGCACUAGCUCUGCAGUGUGUUGAGGGGCCAAUUCAGCCCGAAGCAACUAUAAUCUGAGUUUCAAAAAUCAUUUGUACAAUGAUCACGUCUUCAUACAACAUUUUUA
Humulus lupulus (European hop) is the source of this 1899-nucleotide messenger RNA. RefSeq names its product cyclin-D5-1-like. The record is from RefSeq and is a predicted model, not a curated record. Lineage: Eukaryota; Viridiplantae; Streptophyta; Magnoliopsida; Rosales; Cannabaceae. The transcript is spliced from 5 exons. Gene Ontology annotation, biological process: mitotic cell cycle phase transition; regulation of cyclin-dependent protein serine/threonine kinase activity. Bases 279 to 1187 code for a protein of 302 amino acids. Gene Ontology annotation, cellular component: nucleus; cytoplasm; cyclin-dependent protein kinase holoenzyme complex. Gene Ontology annotation, molecular function: cyclin-dependent protein serine/threonine kinase regulator activity.